Symbiodinium sp. CCMP2456 is the source of this 957-nucleotide messenger RNA. Lineage: Eukaryota; Dinophyceae; Suessiales; Symbiodiniaceae. The record is from the annotation of a GenBank genome assembly.
AUGGCUCGCCCGGGCAUGCUCGGCUUGAGUGCAGUCCGUGUUCACGACGGUGCUCUGAGAUCUUUUGAAACUUUGCGAGCGAGCCGGCCAUCGGCAUCCAAGCCACAAGGCUUGAACUUUUCCGGCUCGGCUGCUGCAGUCGUGUCUGCGGUCACUGCUUUUUCCGCUGCCAGGGGCACAACCCUUCGCAGCAACUUGCGGGCGCGGCACGUCACAAUGGCAGCGAACACGGUCCAGGCCAGCGCAUACCUCCAGACGAAGGUGGAGGAAAUGGUGGCUCUGCAGCCCGUGAUGCUCUUCUCCAAGUCGUGGUGCCCCUUUUGCACCAAGGCGAAGGAGGCGAUGAAGCAGCAGGGCAUUCGCUUUGCUACAUGUGAGUUGGACACCCUUGGUGAAGAAGUCGAGGCAGAGGUUCAAGACAUCUUGCUCGGCAUCACUGGAGCACGGACAGUACCCCGCGUCUUUGUGGGUGGUAAAUGCAUUGGGGGAGGCACAGAUACCGAGAACCUUGCUGCAGACGGCUCGUUGAAGAAGAUGGUAGAUGAAGCCAUGGAAACCUACAAGAACAAAGUCACUGGUGCAGUCUCGUUCCAGCUCGAGAAGAGCGACGAGGAGUGGCAGACGGAGCUGGGCACAGAGAAGUUCCGCAUCCUCCGCAGACGAGGCACCGAACGUCCUGGGUCACACAAGUACGACAAGUUCUUGCCAGAGGCUGGCCACUUCUCCUGCGCUGGCUGUGGCCUUCCGCUGUACUCCGCCUCCUCCAAAUUCGCAUCAACCUGUGGGUGGCCGGUGUUUGACAAGUGCUAUGCCUCGGACGAUCUUGGCCAGCAUGUGGUGGGACAACCAGAUGGAAGCGGCGCAUUGGAGAUCGUGUGCACACGUUGCGGCUCCCACCUGGGACACGUCUUCUACGACAGUGUUACAGAGGCCAACCCGAAUGGCGAGCGACACUGA